This is a messenger RNA of Rotaria socialis, 678 nucleotides long. Lineage: Eukaryota; Metazoa; Rotifera; Eurotatoria; Philodinida; Philodinidae. The record is from the annotation of a GenBank genome assembly.
AUGCCUACUUGGAUUAAACGCGGUCAGAUUGAUAGAUAUCGUGGUGUUGAUCACAUACGUAGAGAGAGAUUUCUACUAUCAGUGACAAUCCCUGACAAUACUUUAACUGCAUCGGGUCCGAAACAACAACAAGGCAAUGAUUUUGCACUAUUGCGACAACAUAGUUAUUUUCCGGCUACAUAUUCUAAUCUCGGACUAUCAGGCACACAAAAAACAAUUGUUGAUGUAGUUGAAGAAGCAGCUCAAGGAAUUAUAAAUGAAGGAGCACUACAUGGUAAAGUACAUGAAGCAGAAUGGUUAGCAAAAAGACUUUAUGAUGUCAAACAUGAAAUUGCCGAGCUUUCUGAUGGAAAUACACUACUUAUAAUUGAUCUAACCGUACCAUCAGAUAGAAGAGAAGGCAGUGUUCGUUGUGGUGCAAACAUGUCUCUAUUUUCUGAGUUUUCAGAAGAAGAAGAAUUCGUAAUAUGGCCUGGAAUAAAAUUUCGUUUUGUUAAAUCCGAAUAUGACACGAUGAAAAAGAAGCAUUAUUUAUUUAAGAUAUGGAUAUUUAGGAUAUGUAUCUUUUGGGGUGUGGGUGUGGUUAUCACUUUCCUUGCCCUGCUCUGUGGCAUCAUACAAACAUGCACCCUCAAAAUAUACAAAAUCGACCAAUUGUUUUUACCGUAUCCAUCAUGA